This is a messenger RNA of Boeremia exigua, 927 nucleotides long. RefSeq lists its product as uncharacterized. The transcript is spliced from 2 exons. Bases 1 to 927 code for a protein of 308 amino acids. The record is from RefSeq and is a predicted model, not a curated record. Lineage: Eukaryota; Fungi; Ascomycota; Dothideomycetes; Pleosporales; Didymellaceae.
AUGCGCGCGACAACUGCAACCUCGCCAGGCCUGACCCUCGCGGCGCUACUUUUGCUCCAGUCUACCACUACAGCGCAACUACUCGGCUGCGAUGCCGUCAACUGCCCAGUGGACGCGUAUCGAACCGUGCAAUGCUCAGUUGGAAACGCAACCUUGAAAGCUAUCGGCAUCGCAAACCUUAAAACGUCCCUCGGCACCCAGCCACUCACCUGGACACUCGGUCUGCAGGAGCUCGACACCAACAGUACACAACCCUCCUUCGACCGCAACUACUAUCUCGGCACCCCUCCGUCUUUCCAGCUUAACGACACAGGCUGCGCGCUCUUUUUCGAGGGCAUAGCGCCAAAGGUCGCCGCACCAAACGACCACCUCGAGGACUUCACCUGCUCAAACUCACUGCCUGAGGCCUGCAUCAAGGACUUAAUGGCCCAGGCCCAGUUCGCCUACAAGUCUCGAAACGCAAAAGACCCGUUGUUCUGCACCCAGCUCCGCGACGCGCUCGCUAACACCGCUCCGGCGACUUGCUCCGCUGCGAAGAGCGGCUGGGGCGCUAUCACUGCUCGCGGACUAACAACCGCAGCUCUCACCGGCAGCUCCGCACCAGCGCCCAUAGAAGACCCGAAGUGCCACCCAACAACCGGCGACGACUACGCGCUACGCCUCGUGUCCAGCAGCCGCCAGACACCCCAGAGUCGGGAGUCCGAGCACCUGGAUCCGAUUGUCAACGCAGUGACGCCGGUGAUGACGCUCUUUGCGAAGGAGGGGGAGGCGGAGGUCGGCUUGACGUGUUUGAAACUCGUGGAGGGCAGGAAGGGGCAGACGGUGGAUGAGCCGCAGUUGCAGGGGGCGGGUGCUGCGCUUAUUUCAGGGCCUUUGGUGUAUUUCAGUAUGUUUGCUUUUACUUAUUUGUGGUUCAUCCUGUUAUAG